Molecule: messenger RNA, 653 nt
Organism: Eupeodes corollae
Lineage: Eukaryota; Metazoa; Arthropoda; Insecta; Diptera; Syrphidae
Product: putative nuclease HARBI1
Exons: 3
Coding region: 94-633 (179 amino acids)
Source: RefSeq, a predicted model, not a curated record
GGCUGCGUUGAUGGUACUCAUAUUCCUAUUUUAAGACCAAAAGAAAACGAGCACAUCUAUUUCAACCGUAAAGGGUUCCAUAGUUUGAAUGCAAUGGUGAUUUGCAAUCAUCUAAACGAAAUAAUAGCAAUCAACAGUUCACAUGGUGGUGCUCCACAUGACUCGGCUGUUUGGAAUUGCAGCAAUGAGGUAGAGUUUCUAAAACAACAAUUUCAUGCAGGUGAAGUAAGCAUUCGACUUCUGGGUGAUAGCGGAUACCCUUUACAGCCGUGGCUAUUAACACCAUACCGAAAUGCAACAGAGGGAAGUGCAGAAAUACGGUUCAACAAUAUCCAUUCCGCAGCUAGGAGCCAAAUCGAAAGAACUAUAGGAAUUUUAAAAGGACGUUGGAGGUGCCUAUCAAAUGAACGAAAACUUAGAUUUGACCCCGAAACUGUCACACAAAUUAUUAAUGUUUGCUGUGCUUUGCAUAAUGCUUGCAUUCAUUUUAGGCUACCAUUCAUACCAAAUGCUAUAAGUAUUACUUCAAAUACAAAUAACACACAAGCUGAUGUAAUUUCAAAUUCAAACCUUAAUGACAAUUUAUCAAGAAUUGCCCAAAAUAUAAGAAAUAAUAUUAAAAAUUCAUUAUAAAAAAAUAUAAAUGAACAAUA